UGUAGUUAAUACUUAAUAGAGUGGGCACUGCGCAGGACUGACGUGAUGAAGGUGUGGCUGCAAGCCUGCAAUUAUUUACAUCCAGUUAUAUAUGUAUGUAUAAAUAUCAACUCAUCUUCUCUGCCUGAAACCGAUCGACAGAAGUGAUCCAUGGAUCUGUUGCGACUCCUCUCUUUUCUGGUAUUCAUCGUCGUUGCCGCUUUUUCGAGCCUGCAACUGCAACGUUCGGUGGAACAACAAGGGUUGGAUUAUUAUUCUCUCGGAAGGGAUGGAAUUGGAAACUAUUCGAUUAGAGAUGAGAUAAUUAGGUUGGCUAAUGCUCCGGAGACUGUGAAUUGGCUCAAGAAUAUUAGAAGAAAGAUUCAUGAGCAGCCAGAACUGGCUUACGAAGAAUUCGAGACGAGCAAGCUCAUUAGGCGCGAGCUCCAUCGAAUCGGUGUCGAGUAUCGAUGGCCUGUCGCAAAGACGGGUGUGGUAGCUACCAUAGGCUCCGGCUGCCCUCCAUUUGUUGCUCUCAGGGCAGAUAUGGACGCUUUGCCCAUUCAGGAAAUGGUAGAGUGGGAACACAAGAGCAAAGUAGAGGGGAAAAUGCAUGCCUGUGGGCAUGAUGCUCAUGUUACCAUGCUUCUUGGAGCUGCGAAGAUACUGCAAGAGCUCCGAACCACGUUGAAGGGAACAGUUGUCCUGAUAUUUCAACCUGCAGAGGAACGAGGGAAAGGAGCACAAAAAAUGAUCGAAGAAGGAGCACUAGAAAAUGUGGAGGCUAUCUUUGCAAUGCAUACUAUGUCUCAAUAUCAUACCGGUGUUGUGGCUUCUAGGCCUGGAGAGUUUCUCGCAGGUUGCGGAGGUUUCAAAGCAAAGAUCAGUGGGAAGGGUGGUCAUGCAGCCAUUCCGCAACACUCUGUUGAUCCUGUUUUGGCAGCCUCAGCGUCAAUAAUUAGCUUACAGAACAUUGUUUCAAGGGAGACGGACCCUUUAGAUUCCCAGGUGGUUUCUGUAUCCAAUUUCAAUGCCGGAACUGAAUAUAACAUAAUUCCAGAUGAGGCCAUAAUUGGUGGUACUUUUAGGGCUUUCAGAAGGAAGAAACUCAAAGCUCUAAAGCAAAGAAUAGAAGAGGUUAUUAAGGGGCAAGCAGCAGUGCACCGAUGCUCGGUGGACAUGGAAUUCUCUGUAGAGGAGCAUCCUAUGAUUCCUCCAACUGUGAACAAUGAAAGAGUUUAUGAUCUAAUGCAUCAUGCUUCAACCCAGAUCGUAGGAGAAAAUAACAUGCACACAGCUCCUUGCUCCAUGGGCAGUGAAGAUUUUGCCUUUUACCUAGAACAGAUACCCGGAUCCUUCCUUUUGAUAGGAAUCAGGAAUGAGAGGGUUGGAUCAAUUUACCCCGCACAUAACCCUUAUUAUACCAUUGAUGAGGAUAUCCUUCCAAUUGGAGCUGCAAUACAUGCUGCAUUCGCACAUUCAUAUCUCACAAAUUCUACUAGUAACAAUUAACAAAAAUUGAUGCAUCAAUGAAUCCUGAUCCUAGUUGUAUCGUCAUAUAUAUAAAUCCUUGAAAAGAGACGCAUACAUAAGUUUGUUCU
Molecule: messenger RNA, 1580 nt
Organism: Nelumbo nucifera (sacred lotus)
Lineage: Eukaryota; Viridiplantae; Streptophyta; Magnoliopsida; Proteales; Nelumbonaceae
Product: IAA-amino acid hydrolase ILR1-like 1
Biological process (GO): auxin metabolic process
Cellular component (GO): endoplasmic reticulum
Molecular function (GO): IAA-Ala conjugate hydrolase activity
Source: RefSeq, a predicted model, not a curated record